AUGCAUGAGAUUAAGACAAAAGAUGGCUACAUUAACGUGGACGAAAAACAGGAAAGACACCUUUUUUAUUACUUUGUGGAAGCAGAAACCGAUCCUGAUUCAAAGCCUCUUGUUCUCUGGUUAAACGGAGGGCCCGGCUGCUCGUCUCUUGGAGGUGGAGGAUUAACUGAAAAUGGUCCAUUUCGACCAAGUGGGGAGGUGUUGGUUAGAAAUAACUACAGCUGGAAUAAAGUUGCAAAUAUGUUGUACUUGGAAUCACCAGCUGGAGUUGGAUUUUCAUAUUCUACUAAUAAAUCCUUCUACAAUUAUGUUAACGACGAAAUCACAGCUAGCGAUAACCUCUACUUCCUAGAGAAGUGGAUUAACAGAUUCCCAGAAUACAAGAAUAGAAUAUUAUACAUCACUGGAGAAAGUUAUGCAGGGCAUUAUAUUCCACAACUGGCUAUACUCAUUAUUAAAACAAGAGCUAAAAUGUUCAACCUCAAAGGAAUUGCAAUAGGAAAUCCUCUUUUGGAAUUCGAUACAGAUUUGAACUCGGUACCCGAGUUUUGGUGGAUUUUGGACCUUUGUUCAUCCGAGAUAAGUCAUUUUGUGGAUCAAUAUGAUGUCGCUCUUGAUGUUUGUCCGUCGCCUGCUAUGUUUCAAGCUCAGAAAUAUGAGUCGAAGAUAGAUGUAUGUGUAGAGGAUGAAACGUACGUGUACCCGAACAGAAAAGACGUGCAAAAGGCUCUUCAUGCUCGUCUUUUUGGAGUUAAGGAAUGGGGCAUGUGCAGUGAGUGAUUGUUUCCUCUCACUUCAAUUGAAAAUAUACAGAGUUUCACAAUUUGAUGCCACAUAGAUAUUGCCAAUGAAAAAAAAAAUAACUUUUUAACCACUUGAAAUAGAACAAUUUUUUCCUAAAAAAUAAGAAUAAAAAUCUAUUUACCGACAUCAGAAACUUGUUUUCUAACAUCUUUC
Striga asiatica is the source of this 957-nucleotide messenger RNA. Lineage: Eukaryota; Viridiplantae; Streptophyta; Magnoliopsida; Lamiales; Orobanchaceae. The record is from the annotation of a GenBank genome assembly.